AUGGCGGCGCCUAUGAAGGUUAUGGGUGCUCUGCUGCUAAUUAUUAUUGUAGCUGUGUUGCAAUCUACUUGUAGUCCUGUCAAAUCCAAGUCAGUUACCGCUAUUUUAGAAUCCAAAUGGUGGAACACUCCAUAUUUAUUAGAAAUGAGUGAAUUCUUAGCUGAAGAAAGUAACGACUAUUUUUGGAAUUUUGUAGACACUAUAUCAUCAAUAGAUUUAGCAAGAGCACUCGGUGCAGACUCUCAAGAUGAAGAGCUGUUUCAUUUAGGAAUUAGAAAUGCACAACAGCUACUUACUCCAAUGGGGGUGAAAUUAAUGAAAUUUUCAUUAUCGAUAAGAUCUAACUCACCCAAAAUAGAAAUGUUUAACCAGAUUGUAAAGGAUUUACCACCACCAGAUGAUUGCGAUUGUUUUGUAGAGAUUCAUGGUGCAAUGACCUGUAGGAUAGAUCAAAUAAAAACACUCAUAUCCACAGCUAAUAAUAGGCAAAAACCCCAUAUAUUCAACCUAGACCAUUCGUAUCCUGGUUCUAAUGGGCCUAUAAUAGUUGUUUUGUAUGGUAAUUUUGGACAACCUGGUUCAAGUUUUCCCAUCUUUCAUCAAUAUCUGAAGAAUCUCAUAACCAGAGGAGAAAUUACUUACAUUCUCAGACAUUAUGUUAAGGAGCAACCAGAUCAUAAAGUACGUCUAUCUGGCUAUGGUGUUGAGUUAGCUAUUAAGAGUACAGAAUAUAAAGCUGUUGAUGACAGUCAAGUAACUGAAGAAGAAGACAAUAUAGAUGAGUUCAGUCCUGAAGGAGAGGAUGAUGUGCAAGGAUUUGUAUUUUCCACACUCAGAAAAAAAUAUCCAGACCUUGAGGACAAUUUGAAGCAGUUUCGCACUCAUCUUAUAGAUAGCAGUCUCUCAACAGCACCAUUGAAAAUAUGGCAGUUACAAGAAAUAAGUGUCCAGGCUGCACAAAGAGUACUGUCUUCAUCAACGGAUGAUGCAUUGAGAGUUAUGAGGGAUGUCAGUCAGAAUUUUCCAACCAAGGCCAGGUCACUUGUAAAAACACAUGCGAAAAAAGAAAUCAAAGAUGAAAUACGUAAAAAUCAAGAUCAUGCAGGAAGACAUCUUGGUCUCUCACCUGGUGAGGCUAUGAUAUUAAUUAAUGGAUUACAGAUUGAUACAGAUAUAGCUGAUCCAUUCAUGUUGCUUGAUUUAUUUCGAGGUGAAGCAAGACUGAUGGAAGGACUGAGUUUGUUGGGACUAUCCGCAGAGAAUACCAAGGCAUUAAUGCAGAUUUCUGCUAAAUCCAAUGAAGAUUCCUUUGCAAUUGAUGUUCGAGAUCAUGCAGUGGAGUAUAUAAAUGACUUAGAGACUGAUAAAAAAUAUAACCACUGGUUAAGAUCGGUGCAGGAUUUACUGAGACCUACGUUUCCAGGAAUGUUACGUCAAGUCCGCAAAAAUCUCUUCCAUCUGAUAGACAAAUGUACCACAGCUCUAUGGAAAACACUGGUUGAAUAA
Molecule: messenger RNA, 1506 nt
Organism: Saccoglossus kowalevskii
Lineage: Eukaryota; Metazoa; Hemichordata; Enteropneusta; Harrimaniidae
Product: UDP-glucose:glycoprotein glucosyltransferase 1-like
Biological process (GO): ERAD pathway
Cellular component (GO): endoplasmic reticulum
Molecular function (GO): UDP-glucose:glycoprotein glucosyltransferase activity
Source: RefSeq, a predicted model, not a curated record